AUGCCUUAUCAUGCCUUUCCGGUUCUUAAUCAACAAUUUUUAGUUGAUUCGAAAUAUGAAUUUAUUCGUGAAUUGGGACAAGGCGCUUAUGGAGUAGUCUGUGCGGCUAAAAACACAGAAACCGGCGAACAAGUUGCCAUUAAAAAAGUCACCAAAGUAUUUGAGAAAAGUAUUUUAUCAAAGCGUGCUUUAAGAGAAGUAAAGCUAUUAAAACAUUUUAAUGGGCAUGAAAAUAUAACUUCAAUUUUGGAUAUGGACAUCACCAAUGUCCAUGAUUUCAAUGAAAUAUACCUUUUUCAAGAACUGAUGGAAGCAGAUCUUCAUCAGAUUAUAAGAUCUGAACAACCUUUGACGGAUGCACAUUUUCAAUAUUUUAUAUAUCAAAUUUGUCGAGGGUUAAAAUACAUUCAUUCCGCCAAUGUAUUACACAGAGAUUUAAAGCCUGGUAAUUUACUUGUCAAUGCAGAUUGUGAAUUGAAGAUUUGCGAUUUUGGUUUGGCUCGAGGGUUUUCAGAUUCACCGGAUCACAAUGCUGGUUUCAUGACCGAAUACGUUGCAACCCGAUGGUACAGAGCUCCCGAGAUCAUGCUGAGUUUUCAAAACUACACCAAAGCAAUUGACAUGUGGUCGGUUGGAUGUAUUUUUGCUGAAAUGCUUGGAGGAAAACCUUUAUUCAAAGGCCGAGAUUAUGUUGACCAACUAAAUCAAAUUCUGGGUAUUUUGGGAACACCUGAUGAAGAAACACUUCGAAGGGUUGGAAGUGACAGGGCUCAAGUAUAUAUUCGAAGCUUACCAAAAAUGCCAAAAAUUCCUUUUUCGCAAUUAUAUUCCAGAGCAAAUCCAUUAGCGCUCGAUAUGUUGGAGAAAUUGCUCAAAUUUGAUCCGGCAGCAAGGAUAACAGUCGAAGGAGCUCUAUCACAUCCUUAUUUGGCUGCUUAUCAUGACGAAGAAGAUGAGCCGGUACAUGAAAGUAUGUUUGAUUUCUCGUUUGAAAGCGUUGAAUCAAUAGAGGACAUGAAAAAAAUGAUUGCACAAGAAGUUAUGUCAUUCAAAGCAUCCAAACAAGCAGCGAUGAAUUUAAAUGGUGCACAAUUGGGACGUAAAGCUAGUUUAUCUGCUCCCGAUCGUGAUACAAUAACACAACAGCGUCAACAAAGUAACCGUAAUUCAUUGUAUGAAUACGGUGCAGCAAGUCAACAUGCUGUCAUACCUAAUGAUAAUAUGGAUGUUGAUGAUCAACUGGAAAAGGAACUGGGUGGAUUGGUUCCCGAAUGA
Molecule: messenger RNA, 1275 nt
Organism: Ambispora gerdemannii
Lineage: Eukaryota; Fungi; Glomeromycota; Glomeromycetes; Archaeosporales; Ambisporaceae
Source: the annotation of a GenBank genome assembly